Molecule: messenger RNA, 291 nt
Organism: Soboliphyme baturini
Lineage: Eukaryota; Metazoa; Nematoda; Enoplea; Dioctophymatida; Soboliphymatidae
Source: the annotation of a GenBank genome assembly
AUGCAACAUCGGGUGGUGAGACGCAAAAUAAUGGCGGUCCGCUACGGUCUCAGCGGCCCUCGCAAGUCGGUCACCUCUCCCGGGGCGUAUUUAACAAUUAGUCAAAUCGAACUCUUAGCAGCUGAUGGCGAUUGCGGUGCGAAUCGAUCCGAUCCGAUCGCCGUCGUCUGUCUGCUCGUUAUGAGCGCCACUUCGUUUCUGCAGAACGAUCGGUUCUGCCUCAGCGAGCGAUUUAAGGCCCGUCAAAGUCGCUUGACGAUUUCGGUGGUCACCGAGGUGACAAUCAGCUAG